Messenger RNA from Tetrahymena thermophila SB210, 2379 nucleotides. RefSeq lists its product as hypothetical. The record is from RefSeq and is a predicted model, not a curated record. The transcript has a single exon. NCBI's taxonomy places the organism in Eukaryota, Ciliophora, Oligohymenophorea, Hymenostomatida, Tetrahymenidae.
GUGCUAUCAUACUUAGCAAAUAUAAAGCUCUUUUGUAAAAUUCCUAUGUCUUAAUCUCCUCCUCACGCAUUUCAUUACAAACUUCAUGAAGAUGUUCGUAAACUUCUUGAGAAUCUUUAUCUUAAAAAGAUUGGAAAGAAUAAUGAAAAACUUAACUCUUAAGUUUUGAAUAUGAUUAGUGAUGUCUUUGAUGGCAAAAAGUAACAACUUAAAUAAAACUAAAUUACAUAGUUAAAAGAAAGAUUAGAAACUCUUUGCAACUCAUAAUGCGAUCAAGUUUCUCCUGAUAAAAACGUAUUUAUGUAUAAACAUCAAUUUCAGGAAUAAGUAGAUAAUCAAUAAGGUGAUUAGCAAAUGAAGCUUCCUAAACUCUUUAAAACGAGAAAUACAUCAAAUGAAGUGUAUUAAAAAUAUCAACAAAAUAAUGAAAAUAGAAUUAAUCGAUUAGAAAAAACUAAUUUAAAUUCUUAACGAUAAUAAUCGCCUUAAAUGGUUUUGUAGUAAAGAGAAUAAGCUUUAAAAGCAUAUUGUAAUCCCUAUAGCAAAACACCUAAAAAUAAUAAUAAAGACAGAAAUACAUCUUAAGAUGAAUAUAUCUAAUUAAAUAGUCAAGACUAUAAAAGAAAAUUAGCAUAUAAAGGUAGAUAAUCCAAUAAUCCUUCGCCUUCUAAUUCUUUUUUAAAUGAUGAAAAAUUAAAAAUCAAUUAAAGGGCAUCUUAAUCUUUUAACAACUCACCUUCGAGACCUUAAUUUCAAAGAAAUCACUAUAAAAAUUUAUCAAAAUAGGAUGAUGUUUAAUUAGAUAGAAGUAAUAAAUAAUUACUCAAUGCUAAAGAAGUUAAUAUAGAUGAUAAUUUAUCUUAAAAUAUAAACUAAAAUUCGAAAUUGUAAAAGAGGAACAAGUUAAUAUUUUUAUCAUCAUAAAAAGCUGAAAAUCCUAAGAAUAUAUUUGUAAAUAAUUCAUAAACCUUGAUCAACGAAUUUACUGAUGUUAUUUAAACUAAGCAACUCAGUACAAAAAAUAAGCUAAGUUAAGUAAAUGAUCAUAUUUCUAAACAAUUAUUUAACUCGAAUUAGAAUAAAGCUAAGACAAAUAACAUUUCGGACAAGCAGGUUCUUGUUGAGCUGAGCAAAAACUAAUAACCUUUAACAAGUUAUUUUUAGAACCAAACAAGUGAUUUAAAAAAUAAAUAUAUUAACAUUAAAGAAAGAAGUUUUUCAUAAAAUACAAAUAACAGAGAUUUGAAUUUUAGCUUAAUAAUAAAUCAAAACAACGCUAAUAAUUUACCUCAAUAAAAGAAUAAUUUGAAUAACUCUAUGAUAAUAACAUAAGAAAAUAACAUUGUCCCAAAUGUAUUAAAGUAAUCUUUGUAAAAUAUAAACACUCCUAAUACAUUUUUAAAAGAUAUUAAAUCUACUUAAGAUUACCUGAAACAACACAAUAAUGAUAUUUGGACUUUGAUUGCAAGGUUUAAAAUUUAGAAAGAAGAGGAUAAAAAGAAAAGAGAUCAACUUAAGCAAUAAGAGUUAAACAAUAAAAUUAAAGAAGACUUAGAAAAACAGAUUCUAGAAAAACAGUAAAAUGCAAAAACACAGUUUAUUAUUGAUUAAGAGUAUGAGCAAAUAACUAAAAAGUAGCUAGAAUAAAUGAAAGAAAGUAAAUAAAAUUAAAAAUAAGAACAAUUGUAUAAAAAAAGAAUGCAAACACAAUUAUUGGAGGAAUAAAUAUAGGAAAAGUAAGAAUAAUUAUAAAAGGAGAAAAAGUAGAUAGAAUAAGAUAAUUUAAGACUCAUUUAAGAUUUACAAAAAUAACAAAAUGAUGAAGACAUCUAAAAAAAAAAUUAGAUUAAAAAAUAAAAAUAACUUUAUGAAGGUAUCAAAUAAGAUUACUUCGAAAGGUUUAAGAGAGUCAACAUGAAUGAAACAAAUGAAGAUUCAAAAAUUGCAUUUGAGAAAAAAAGGAUUGCAACAUAUGUUAAAGAGUUAGAGAAUUAAAGGCAACUUGGCUCAAGUAGUGAGUAAAAAUAAUAAGGAGUAGAUAAACUUAUAAAAAGAGAAAAAAUUAAACCUGUUGAUGACGAAAUACUAAAAGAUUGGGCCUAAUAAAUUAAUUAAAAGUAAAUUAAUAGUAAGUUAGAGAAAGAUUUACAGAAAAAAAUGUUAGAGGAAUAUUUAGAAUAAUGUGAAAAAAAUGAAGAAUAAGAUAUAAGGAAAGGGAUAGAGUAUAAAGUAAAGGUUGCACUUAAUCACCAAUCAAUAAAGGAACAGAUUGACCAAAAAAUGUCAGCUAAGAUUCCAGAAGCAUCUAAUUUUGAAAUUCAAAAUAAUUUAUCAAUACUAAGGGAAAUAGAUGAAUAUAUCAAAAAUGCUUAAGAGUGA